UGUGAUUUCUCAUAUCACAAACUCACUCUCUCUCACAUAACCAAACUCUCUCUCACAUAACCAAAAAAAGUGUGUUUUGUGUUGUAUUGUUGUAUUGGUGUGUUUACAUCACAUUUUACACUUUUUUUAUUUUAUUUUUUUUUUUAUGAAUGAUGGAAAAACACAAGUGCAAAUAUUGUUAUAGAAGUUUCUCCAACGGAAGAGCAUUAGGCGGACACAUGAGAUCACACAUGAUGAACCUACCAAUUCCUCCCAAACCAAACGACUCACCACCAUCACCACCGCCACAACCACCACCACCACCGCCAACGAUUCAACUCAGUUUCGAAGCCGAGUCAGAUUCAUCUCCUUCAUCCUCAUCUCUCUAUAGCCUAAGAGAGAAUCCAAAGAGAAGCUUCAUUUUCACAGAUCCCAAUCAAUUCAUCGACGCCGGUUCCAUAAUUCUCCAACAAGAAAGCGAAACCGAAACCGAAACUGAGUCGUCGAAGAAUCCAACUCGUCCACGAUCCAAACGAGUCAGAAAACUCGACACGGCCAAACCGAAUGACUCGGUGCUGAGUUCUUCUUCGGAUAUAACUACCGAAGAAGACAUCGCUUUUUGUCUCAUGUUGCUCUCUCGCGACAAUAACAACAAUUGGCGAUCUCAAACACAUAAACAAACACAAACACAAAGACAACAGUACAAUUAUCAUGAUCAAGAUCAUGAACAACUAGAACAGCAUCAUUAUUACGUCGAUGAAGACGAAGACGACGCUGACGUAGAAGUCGAAGAAAUCGAAGAAGAAGAAGAAAGUGAAGCUGAAUCUGAGGAGGAACUGAAACCGAUGAAGAAAGUACGAGGGAGAUACAAAUGCGACACGUGUAACAAAGUGUUUCGAUCUUAUCAAGCACUAGGAGGACACAGAGCGAGUCACAAGAAAACUAAACAACUUGCUGGCGAUUCAUCUUCACAGCAGAAUGAGAAAAUCAACAUUGAAAACAUUAAUGUUAAUAUUAAUGUUAAUGUUGAAAAGAAAAUUCAUGAGUGUCCUGUUUGUUUUAGAGAAUUUGCUUCAGGUCAAGCACUUGGUGGACAUAAGAGAACACAUGGUAUUGGAACAUCGUUAUCAGCAGCAUCAGCUUCAACAUCGACAACAACAAUAGCAGCGGUUACGGCAUCAGCAGCAGUAGCAACAAACGUUGAGGUUGUUGUUCGAAGUUCUGCGAAAUUCGGAGAUAGUUUGUUAGAUCUAAAUCUUCCUGCUCCUAUGGAUGAUGGUGAUGGUGAUGGUGGUGAUGAAGGUGGUUCUGCAGUUUCCGAUUCAUAAUUUGACAAACUUCAAUAAGGUUGAAAAGUUUUUUUUUUUUUUUUGAAGUUUAGUUUUCGGUGGUUAAGUUAUGAACUUAUGAUGAAUCCAAAGGUACACAAUUUUGGUUCUGUUUUUUGUUUUUUUAGUUGAUUAGAAAAUUAUAGAUUUGCUCAUUGGUUUAGCAAAUUGGGUUAUAUGGUUACUUUAUAGUUCAUACUUUUUUAUUUUAAUAAUGAAUUUAUAUGUUAUAAAGUUAUAAUAGUUCUUCUUUGAUUCUAACUGUAAUUCAGUUUUUGUGAGACUAUUAUGUAUAAUUUAUUGAUAUUUUGAUA
Messenger RNA from Vicia villosa (hairy vetch), 1621 nucleotides. Its product is annotated as zinc finger protein ZAT9-like. Gene Ontology annotation, biological process: regulation of DNA-templated transcription. The transcript has a single exon. NCBI's taxonomy places the organism in Eukaryota, Viridiplantae, Streptophyta, Magnoliopsida, Fabales, Fabaceae. The record is from RefSeq and is a predicted model, not a curated record. Bases 150 to 1307 code for a protein of 385 amino acids.